AUGGCGGGUCUCAGCGGCAUGGAGCAGCGGGGUCUCGCCGGUGGGCGUGUGUUGAUGGACGAGUGCGGGAUGGUGGCGUUGUCUGGCAUCAUGGUGGCGUCAACGGCAGCUAGACCGGGCAAGAAGUGGGAGAUUUGGUUUCAUUUAGAAGGAAGAAACCCUGUGAAAAGGGGUAUAUAUGAGUCAGAUAUAUCUUUUCUUACUCUACAAUUACUCAUUGCUAGUGAAGGGUAUGGGGAGAGUGAUUACAUAUACGAUGUGAAGGAGGAGGAAAUUGGAUCUGAAAGAGUAAAGUAUUUAGGUAAUGAAGCUAGUGCUCAUGAAAUGUUGGAGUUUUUUCAUCAUGUCAAGGUUGUGAACAUAAAGGUUGUGAGAAAUGUUGAACCUGGAAUUAGUACACAGGCUAAUGAGAAUUACAUGAACACUCAAGAGAGCUGCUGUGUGAAAAAGGUUGUGGAGCAAUCUGAGCUUCAGAAUCAGAUAGAUGAUAGAAAGGCUCAGCUUGAGAGGAGCAGGAUUCAAAGAGAGGCAGAUUUGAACCACUUUGAAGGAGACACCGAAGUGUUUGAAUUUUGUUCAAAUGAUUCAGUUCAUUCAGAUGGGAGUGCUGAAGCUGUUCAAAUGGAAAUAGAGUGUGCCUCUGAAGAGGACAGAGCAUUGGAAAGUACUGCUAUUGUGAAACAUGUGAAGAGCCCUCGUCCAACUAGCAGAUGUCACAAUGAGGUAGAGAAAAAACGUUUUGAAGAUUGGUUUCCUGAAGCAGAUGAAUUUUGUUUUGCUGGUGAUGUAGGCAUAAGUGAUGAGGAAGAAGAAGAUGAAGUUGAACUACCGUACCUCAUGAAGAAGCCAAAGACAAAGAGUAGUAAGAAAAAGAUGAAGGAAAGGUGUUUACCAGUUCAGAGAAGCAUUAAGGAAUUUUCACAUAAGGACUUUGAGGUCUUUUCACUACCACAGGAACUCCCCAACAAGAAUUAUUCAUCAGCAGAGAACACAAAGGUUACUACUAAGUGGCUUUCAAAAGCAGUUGAGCCUUCUCUUAGAGCAGAUCCUAGAGCACCUGUAGAUGCACUUAUUAAAAACAACAAAGUCAAGUUUUCAAUUGAUGUAUCAAGGAGUGUGGCCUAUAGGGCAAGGAGGAAGGCUAUGAAGGUUGUGCAAGGUGACCAGAAGGAGCAGUACUAUAGAAUGAGGGCCUACCUGCAAGCAGUUAUUGAUACAAACCCUGGUAGCAGGUGUAUAGUUACAACAUUUGAGGACCCAGAAAACCCUACACCAAUUCCUAGAUUUAAGUACAUGUUCUACUGCUUGCAUGCAUCAAAGCAAGGAUUUCUUAAUGGUUGCAGGCCCUUUAUAGGGCUUGAUGGUUGCUUCAUCAAGCUAACCACUGGACAGCAAAUUCUUGCAGCCAUAGGAAGAGAUGGCAACAACAACAUCUACCCCAUAGCCUUUGGUGUGGUUGAUAAGGAAGAUUCAGAGAGUUGGACAUGGUUCCUAACCCAUCUUAGAUGUUGCAUUGGAAGUGGAAGCAAAUUUGGAACCUACACCAUUAUUUCUGACAGGCAAAAGGGUCUUCUUAAGGCUAUAAAUGAGGUGUUCCCUGAUUCCCCUCAGAGAUACUGCCUGAGGCACAUAUAUGCAAAUUUUCAGUCAGCUGGUUUCAGAGGAGCAGAACUAAAGAAGCUAGUAGAUCAGGCUAGCUACUCAUUCACCAAACAUGGCCAUGAAUUAGCAAUGGCAGAGCUUAAAGCAGAUGAGGUUUUCAACAAAAUGAUCCUUGAUGUUAGGGCCAAACCAACUAGGACUAUGUUUGAAGGAAUUAGGACUAAGAAGAUGAUCAAAAGGCAGAUGACUAGGGAAAAGACAGAGACCAGCAGGUGGAUGAUCACACCCAACUAUUCAGAGAAACUGGAUGAGAAUAAGAAGAGGUGGGACAUGACAUGUGUGACAUGCAGUCAUGCAAUAGCAGCAAUGAGCAAGCUUCACAUGCACCCAGAGAACUAUGUGCAUGAAUUUCUCAAAAAACCACUAUAUGUUGAAGAAUACAAAGACAUAGUGUACCCUGUCCCUGGUCCUGAAUCCUGGCCUGACACCCAUACUCAGGAUAUUGAGCCCCCAGUGUUCAAAGAAAAACCAGUGAAGAAACAGACAGCUAGGAGAAAGGGCCAGUUUGAGGUGCCUGCACCAAAGGACACAAGCAGGAUGGGAACAAUUACAUGCAGCAAUUGUGGAGAAUAG
Messenger RNA from Aegilops tauschii subsp. strangulata, 2235 nucleotides. NCBI's taxonomy places the organism in Eukaryota, Viridiplantae, Streptophyta, Magnoliopsida, Poales, Poaceae. The record is from RefSeq and is a predicted model, not a curated record.